AUGGGGACGGGGGCGGUUGGGCUUUUAAAGCAUAAAACCGCGGGAAACUUCGCCACGCCAGGCAUUGCAGAACAAGAGGCCUUCGCAAAGAGGCCAUUUGACACAGCUACCAGCAGCAGUAGCAGCAUGAAUGACGAAGAGAUUGGAGAGAAGGAUUCCGAGGAUUUCCUCACCAACCUCUUCCAUUCUUUACUCAAUAAUGGAGGAGAAGAAUCUUCUUACAAUCAUGUCAUGGAGCUCAGCCGGUGGGUGGUGCUGGGAUCCAUCAUUGGGUUUGUUGGUGCAGCUCUUGGCAGCAUUGGUGGCAUUGGAGGAGGAUGGAUCUUUGUGCCCAUGCUCCCCUUGAUCAUUGGAUUUGACCCCAAGACAUCAACAGCCAUUUCCAAGUGCAUGAUCAUGGGUGCUGCAGGAACAACAGUAUACUACAACCUGAGACUGAGGCACCCAACCAUGGACUUACCAAUCAUUGACUAUGAUCUAGCACUGUUGUUUCAGCCCAUGAUUAUGUUGGGCAUCAGCAUUGGAGUUGCUUUGAAUAUAAUCUUUCCAGAUUGGAUGCUCAUUGUCUUCCUCAUCAUCCACUUCCUAGGAAGCUACAAGUCUCUAGGCUUCACAAAGAAAUGGUGCAGAACUGGAAUACAAGGCACUCCCUGGGGCUCUCCUGCUAAUCCACAAUGUAGAACUUCAUCAGAUGAUGAGGAUAACAUCUACUGGAAGGAAUUAACAGUUCUUUCAUCCGUAUGGGCAGCAUUUGUGGCAGUCCAGAUAGUCAAGACAUACACCACACAGUGCUCCACAGAGUAUUGGGUUCUAAACAUCAUGCAGGUGCCAAUUGUUGUUGCUAUCACAAUCAAUGAAACUAUCGGCCUCUGUGAAGGAAAGAGAACCAUUGCCUCAAGGGGCAACCUAGAAACCAAACGGAAGAUUCAUCAGCUGCUUGGGUUUGGAGGAGGGCUCAUCCUUGAACCAUUGUUUCUUGAAAUGGGAGUUCCUCGACAGGUUUCCAGUGCAACAUCAACAUUUGUAACGACAUUCUCAUCAUCAACAUCUGUCAUCCAGUAUUAUCUGCUUCAUUGUUUUCCAGUCCCAUUUGCUGCAUACUUUGUGUUCCUCUCUAUCAUUGCGGCUUUCACAGACCAGCACAUGAUCCGAAGACUAAUUAUACUCCUAGGCCGAGCUUCCUUAAUCAUCUUCAUUCUAGCCUUGACCAUCUUUGUUAGCGCCAUCAGUCUAGGCAAGGACAGUCUUGAUUCUGAUGCUUUGAAGUCUCAAUCAUUUUGGAUGUCUAAUAUAUUGCUUUGGGUUGCUACAGGAGGUGUUGUUGUGGCACACAUGGUGGAAAAGUUAGAAAGGAGACAACACAUGGGUUUUGAGAAUUUGUGCUACUGUUCCUAA
Messenger RNA from Musa acuminata AAA Group (dessert banana), 1395 nucleotides. RefSeq names its product sulfite exporter TauE/SafE family protein 3-like. NCBI's taxonomy places the organism in Eukaryota, Viridiplantae, Streptophyta, Magnoliopsida, Zingiberales, Musaceae. Gene Ontology annotation, cellular component: membrane; Cul4A-RING E3 ubiquitin ligase complex. The transcript has 11 exons. Gene Ontology annotation, biological process: protein ubiquitination. The coding region runs from base 1 to 1395 and encodes 464 amino acids. The record is from RefSeq and is a predicted model, not a curated record.